This is a messenger RNA of Notodromas monacha, 819 nucleotides long. The record is from the annotation of a GenBank genome assembly. NCBI's taxonomy places the organism in Eukaryota, Metazoa, Arthropoda, Ostracoda, Podocopida, Cyprididae.
AUGGCAAGCAACUGCACACGGGACAGAAAAGAAGAAGAAGAAGAAGAAGAUGGGGAGACGAGUUCUUCUAAUCGACUGCGAAAAAACGAGUUUGUUUGCUUAUUGAUGCACCCGGGUUGCACUGGGGACUUUCAUUCUGCUUCCGCGGGCCCGAAAAACUUUCGAGCACAGCUUGAGGCAUGGCAGCAGCAGCAGCACAGAAAGGCUGUUCGUUUGAAUUACGCCUUCUGCAACGCUGUGACGGCCGUGUGGACCUGGUGGUUCGCCCACUCGAAACUGCUGGAACUCGGCGACACGGUGUUCAUCGUGCUGCGGAAGCGCCACCUCAUGUUCCUGCACUGGUACCACCACAUCACCGUCUUGGUCUACACCUGGUUCUCCAUGUCCAACUUUUCCAGCCACGGCCGAUGGUUCGUCACCUGCAACCUGGCCAUCCACGCCGUCAUGUACUCGUACUACGCAGUUCGUGCCCUCGGGAUCCGCAUUCCCAGGUCUAUUUCGAUGGCCGUCACUUCCUCGCAACUCCUGCAAAUGAUCCUGGGCAUCUUCAUCAGCGUCAGUGCGUACGGGUUCAAGCGUCGCGGGGUUCCGUGCUCGGCAACCACUGCCAACUUGUUCGCGUCCUCGCUCAUGUACAUGAGCUACUUCCUGCUCUUCCUCAAGUUCUUCUUCGACGCGUAUUUGGCAAAGUCCCUGGCGAGAGCGAAAAAGACCGACGGAGACCAGCUCGUCAAGGCGGCGAUGACCAAGUUCGUGGAGAAGGAGACUGCGGAUGUGGCAGCCAGGCUCAGGAGGAUCCGCCACGCCGCGACGUAUUAA